This is a messenger RNA of Cheilinus undulatus (humphead wrasse), 5055 nucleotides long. It is a transcript of the gene nsun4, whose product is annotated as NOP2/Sun RNA methyltransferase 4. The record is from RefSeq and is a predicted model, not a curated record. Gene Ontology annotation, molecular function: methyltransferase activity. Lineage: Eukaryota; Metazoa; Chordata; Actinopteri; Labriformes; Labridae. Bases 26 to 1228 code for a protein of 400 amino acids. Gene Ontology annotation, cellular component: mitochondrial large ribosomal subunit. The transcript is spliced from 8 exons. Gene Ontology annotation, biological process: rRNA methylation.
GACAGUCGGUGAGACGCACAGAAACAUGGCGCUGCUCUUUGAUAGCAGGCUGAUACUAAGAAAAAUUAAAGAUUUAAGAAGUUUGACGUCAAAGCGACACAGAGUGAAAGAAAAAUGGGCUGCCACACGUCCCAAGUACCCUCCCACCAUCUUGGCCCUGCGGUACUUUGAUUCUACCUACAGUGUCCAGCUGGGGAAGCUGUGGCCAUCAGUCCGAGUCGCUCUGCUGUCAGAGAGGAAAUACGGAGCCCUGCUGAAUAAUUUCUCUAAUGAAACAGUUCAGGCAGACCUUGAAGCUCAAGGAUGUACAGAUUUCAUUAAUGAAGCAUAUACAGAGGCUCAGCCAUGCCAUGAUCGGGAAUCGUGGGUUGUAGCGAAGGACGAAUCCAACCAUGUUUCUUCACAAAUAUCUAACUCGUACAGUCAGCAGCUGCCUUCUCUGCAGCUCAGUCCUAACAUCAAGUGCCUUGUGUUUCCAAGAGGAGACAUCACAAGAUUCAAUCCUGCUAAACCUGACACAAACAGGUUGUUGGGUCACUACCUAAUGGAUGCAGCCUCUGUGCUGCCAUGUCUAGCUCUGAAUGUUCAACAAGGACACACUGUGCUUGACCUCUGUGCUGCUCCUGGAGGCAAAACUCUGGCUUUACUACAGACCCAUUCAACAGCUUUUUUGUGUGUGAAUGAUAACUCUGUGUCUCGGACGACGAGACUAAGAAGGGUCCUCCAAAGCUACAUUCCCAAGGAGCUUUCGACUGAUGAUAAGCUACGAAUCACCACUUUUGAUGGUACCAUGUGGGGUGAAAUAGAGAGGAAUACUUUUGAUAGAGUCCUUGUUGACGUCCCGUGCACCACAGAUAGACACUCACUUAUGGAAGAUGACAACAACAUAUUCCAUAAAAACAGGACGGGUGAAAGGAAAAGGCUGCCACAGCUACAGACAGAGCUACUGCUGGCAGGAAUCCUGGCAGCCUGUCCAGGUGGAGAGAUCCUUUACUCGACCUGCACGCUCUCCCAGAUCCAGAACCAGAAUGUGGUAGAGCAGGCCAUCUAUUUGGCAAAAGAGAACAACGGCAUCCAACUGGAGGUUGUUGAUCUUCGCCCCCUCACACAAAUGUUUAAGAAAACCUUUCACUUCGCUCCCAACCUUCCCCUGGGUGAGAUGGUCAUCCCACACUUAGCCGCUAACUUUGGCCCCAUCUACAUGUGCAAACUACGGAGGCUCACAUAGACCUGGACUGAUGGACUCUGUUUCUUUGGAGUAACGACUCACUUGUACGUAAAAACUUUAUCUGUCAGAGCACAGCUACAGAUAACUUGUCAUCAUGGUUGGGGACUCUUUAACCACUGGACUAAGGUUGGUUACUUGUUACUGAUUUUAAAAAGAAUCCAGCUGACAGGACCCGGGAAGUGAUAUUGUAUAUGCUUUAACAUAGUCUAUAAUACCUAUAGACAGCAAUCAGCCACAGAUUUAUGUAUGGAAAUGGAAAUGCAAGUCCAAACUAGAUUUAUAUGACACUUUAUUGGGACAUGAAUGUAGUGGCAUUUGAUAAUGACAAAUAAAAUCCAAACAAAGUCAAAACAAACCAACAACUGAGAUUAAUGGGAAGGGAAUCGUACACUUGAUGAAAAAAAAUCUACCAUCCAGGCAAGUAAAACACUCUUGAUGUUAAUUGAACACCCUUUCAUGAGGGUGUCAUGCUAUUUGUCCUGGGGGGGGGGGGGCAGCAGCAGCUGCUAAAAGGACACCAGUGUUUGCAUUGGCAUUCCUUUUAGCACCACAACUGCUCAACCAGAAGGAGUGGCAUAACAUGGUUGUCUGUUCUUUGAGAUGUGGGUGAAAACGGGAGAAAAAUGGACAAAUAUUUGCUUAAAUUAGGGACAUUUGAACUCAACCAAGAUCCAUGCUGUCUUCUGGACUAUGGAUAUUGAUAAUGUGCGUGGCCACAAAUCAAGUUUCCUGACGUUUACGUGGACCUGAUUUCAAGUACAUGAAGCAGAGCCUGACAUAAACAGGCACACAUCAGCCUGGUCCAUCAGUAAUUGUUGUGAAACUGAAUUAGUGUCAAAGUUUUUUUUACAAGGAAGCUUUAGAUCAGCUGUUUCUUCAUGUUUUAGUGAUUCAUUUACUUCUUUUUUCUUAUGUGAAAAUAUUGCCCUGUCGUUAAAUCUAUUUGCAAAAAUUCAGGGUGCAUUUUAAAACAAGACCAAUGUACCCCAGCUGUUUUACUUAAUCUAAUUUGAUUUUAACACCUGUUAAACUUUUUUUUUAAGUGACAAAUAAGCAAGGUACAGCUCUCGACUUUUACAUUACCAUCAUAGCAUAACAUUCACUCUACGAGGCAAUCACGGAAAUUCUUGUAGUAUUUAACCAAAUAGAAAUCUGGUUACAAAGGCUACUCGAGCUUACUCUUUCAGACACGCAUAUGGGUAUUCAGGGGCGUGGUCAAUUUCUAGAGGUGCAAAAAACAGAGCACCCCUGUUUACUUUGCUUAGCAGAUAUGAAUUAAACAACCGUUUCUGUACACAUUUGGUGAAGCACUGUCUUAGAGAGACCAACCACAGCUAACAUUUUGUGGAAUAUUAAAACAGGAACAUACUCCCCUCUCAAGUCCCUAAAUCACAGAAAGAAGUCUGAAAGUUUGGACAGUCUACAUACUGUACGUUCUGCCUGUUUUAAAGCAGGAUAAAAAUGAGACACACAGACAUGAGAAUACAUGUGUAUAAAAAGAACAGGCAAUUCCCUGGAGAGCAAUCAAGAGAGGUAUAAGAAUAAGUGCAUUUAGAACCCAAAUGUAAAUGUAUUGUUACAUCUUAAAAGCCUGACCAGGGACAAGGACUGCAAAUUAGCCAUGGCUAGAUGUCUUUUAUACAUUGCAUCGGUUGCACUGUAAUUAAAUGCAGCAAUGCUUAUGUAUUGUCCCUGAAAAAUAAACGGAUAAAUAGAAUAAAAUAAUCUGAUGCUAUUUUAUGCAGGUUAACUUCUGGCUGUCUUCAAAACUUCUCUGCUCUAGCCUUAAUCUUGCCCAACGUCUCAGUGAACUAGUAUUGCCCUUAAUGUUCGUCUCAUAUGUUCCUUUUCGUGGCUUGGGAAUGUAGAAAACGAAUAUCUAGAGGUCCUGUCUUCAUUUUUGUUAACUGGCAAAGUCCCAGGUGCCUGUAUCACACUGAAUUCCCCAGAAUUGCAUGACAUUGCAGUUUGAUCUGAAUUUUCCAGCAAAGCGAAUGGAGAUGCUGUGGUUUGUUUGCACCUCCAUCAGGACCUGCGUGUAGCAUGCUACUUCACUAUAGGUGAAAAAUAGAUACUGUAAUUGCUCAAUUUCAUCUUGUGGCUUUUUAAUGUACUGUUACAGCUCAUAACAUUUCUAGAAACUUAUUUCAUCAGCUGAUGAUCUGUACUGACAGUGCUUAACAUAGUCAAGAUGUCACUUUUAAAAGAAGUCAGUUUUCAGCUGAAAUAACAGCUGUUAACUGCUUACUCCUUACUGAUUUCUGUCACCAGUUCAUGCGGAGACCCAUGCUGCCUGUGACAUCACAUGCACAGGUGUCUGUGGAAACGUUGGGUUUACCAUACGGUACCAUACCAACUGUACUUAAUCAAACUGGAACGCCUGGAUGAAAUGCGUCUUAUGCCUAUAGCAGCACAAGGACCCAGUCCAUUCUUGAUCAAGCUCCUAAAGGUAGAAAGGGUGUCUGUCCUCCCUGACCCUGACUGGUAGAUAAAUCCUAAGGGGCCUGAAUACUGAAGGCUCUGCCUCCCAUAUUACUUUUAGAAACUGUAGGGACAACAGUUGGGGUAAUACGGCACAGUGAGCUCUUUGAGAUACAACUGUGCAUCGCCAUUAAGAGCUUUGUAGGCGAGAUGAAGGAUUUUAGAUUCUACUUUAGUCUUUCAAGGGAACCAAUGCAGAGAAGAUAGUAUAGUAGUAAUCUGACCUCUUUUCCUGAUUCUAUUUUAGUAUAAGUGCUGUUGCAUUUCAGGCCAGCUGAAGAGUCCCGACAGACUUAUUAGCUGUAGUAUCACUUUUAUCCUGUAGGUGGCAGCCUUAGUUAAAGAAGAACAUAUCCUGUACUCUACUACAGGGCAUUGAGGAUGUGUGUGAUGGUUUUCAGGAGACAGUAGCUGCAUGUUCUCCUGCUCAGUGUCAGAUGAUGAGGACUUCAGGCUGCAGAAUCACAUUACUGAAACACAAAUUUCCACCAUCAUCUGCUUCCUUUAACUCUCCAGUGGAAAUGUCUUCUGCUUGUUCUGUGGUUAUUCAUCAGGUUUGAUGGCUUUGCCUAAUAAUGCAGUAUAUGGCUAUGUUGAAGGAGGGAAUAAUGAAGAGGCAGGUAAUGACUCCUCUGACCAUCUGAAUGUGUGCACCUUUCAUUAUAAAAGCUGGAUCGCUCUGUGUUUUGCAUUGAUAUCACUCAGAGGUGAAAUGUUUCCUCUUAUCAUGAGCUAAUGUGAGCGCAGAGGUGCCUCUUUUUUCCAUCACACCGCCGAUGACCCUUUAUGUUGUCCUGCACAGGAAAUGUAGCGUGAAAAAGGUGUGUGUGUCUCUAUAAAUGUGUGUGUUUCUAACGAGUCCACCAUCCACAUCCCACUGUCAUUAAGCCGCUCCAAGCGCAGGAGCUGACUCCCAUCCCCGCGCAGGGGCGGACGGCAGCCAUGCGGCUCCCAAAUGAACAUUAAAGAGGCAGCAGAGAGCUAAAAUGGGACGCCUCGCCCUGUUUUGCCCCUCCGCUUUUUUAUUCCACAGAUGAGUGCAGAUAAUUUCUUGUGCGAUUGUGAGUGAUUACUGUAUUACUGCGGUAAAAGGGGGAUGUAUCUGGGAAUGCAGAGGGAAUUAAUGACACAUAAAAACUAUUUUUGUAUUGACUGCUUUCAUCUCGGGGGCCUUGAAUGCCUCCUCGCACAUCGUGUGAUUACCUAAACGUAUUGUAAAUAUGUGUUUCCUAUGGGCUCUUCCAUAAAUUUACAUGUUUUAACACUCAGGAGACGGCACACUGUUAGAGAUGACUUACUCUCUAUUCUGCCUGUCUAUUGACUCCACUCGCUGCUUUAUUAUUGAA